Molecule: messenger RNA, 1675 nt
Organism: Erigeron canadensis
Lineage: Eukaryota; Viridiplantae; Streptophyta; Magnoliopsida; Asterales; Asteraceae
Product: casparian strip membrane protein 1
Exons: 3
Coding region: 965-1507 (180 amino acids)
Source: RefSeq, a predicted model, not a curated record
UUUAAUUUAUUCAUCAGUUUUGUCAGCCAAAUUUAUUUAUAUUAACACUUAUAAACUGACACAUCAUUGCUAAUCACACUGCACACACUUCUCAUGCAUAUAUACACACAUGUAAUUUUCCUCAUCGCUUAACCAACUGAUGCCAAAUUAAUGAUUCAUCCGAAGGAGUGAAAGACCGCUGCCUAUGGUUCACUAAAUAGAGCCCUUUGGUUUCAACCGAAGAGCCAAUUGGGACUAGUCUCAUAUAUAUUCAUCAAGAGUUGAGUCAGAUUAUGUUUUCGCUUAAAGUCAAAUAAGUGAAAUAUGUAUAAAAGAAACUGGUUAGAUUUAUAAAAGGAACUAGAUAUCUGAAAAUAUUUUCAAACUACAUAAUAGAAUAUAGUCAUUAUAUGAUAAUGAUAUUUGAAGACCUAAGUGUCCUAAUUGUAAUAGUAGUUGGAAUCUAGAAACAAGAUUUCAAUUAUUACAUUGAAUUGAAAAUACAAGGUCUUCAAAUAUAUAUCAUUAAAAAGUAAAAACCAUGAAAAUUUAAUUAUGUUCUCACUACAUAAAUCGAACUCUAAUAAACUUGCUCCAAUUAUAAUAACAUAAAAAUAAAACAAUACAUCUCCGUGUGCAAUCCGCGUAGCAAAGUUACCAUUAGCAGCAACUCUUAUUUCUUUGUUUAAUUAUUAUUACAAGACACACACUAAACCCACCAAAAUUCUUAACUUCCAAAACUGGCUAAUCAUGUGAGACUCCACAUUUGGAAUGGAAUCAUGGGUUUGGAAUUUCAUGAGCAAGUGAGGGCAGGUUAGUAUUAUCAACCUACUUGUUCCAGCCACUAUCUUAUCUACAUCAUAUACUUAUCUUAAACGUGCAUGUAUAUAUAACUCAUGCAUCCUUUGAUUCCAUCAACUAUCCAAUCUUGUAAUCAUCUUGUUGAUUAUCGACAAGUUUGAUCCAGACACAUCAAGUUUCAAAAAUGACGAAGGCAGGUGCGUUUCAACUUGGUGUUGCACCACCGGCGAAUAGAGGCAUUGCCAUACUCGACUUCUUCCUCAGGCUCAUUGCCAUUGCUGGAACAUUAGCUAGUGCUAUUGCUAUGGCUACAACCAACCAAACACUUCCGUUUUUCUCUCAAUUUAUCCGGUUUAAAGCCAAGUUCAAUGAUCUCCCUUCCUUCACGUUUUUUGUAGUGGCGAGUUCAAUAGUGUGCGCAUACCUCAUUUUUUCGCUAGCUUUCUCAAUCUUACACAUUGUGAAGUCUUAUGCGGUGAACUCUAGGGUCCUCUUGCUUUUCCUUGAUACGGCGGCUAUGGGUUUACUAAUGGCUGGUUCAGCAGCAGCAACAGCUAUAGUGCAGUUGGCACACAAUGGUAACAACAAGGUUAACUGGUUCGCGAUUUGUCAGCAGUAUAAUGACUUCUGCAAACGGGUGUCUGGAUCCUUGAUUGGGUCAUAUGCCGCAGUCGUUAUGUUGAUUAUUAUGAUCCUGCUUUCGGGUGUGGCUCUUGCUCGACGUUGAUUUCGUUCUUCCUAAUUCGUUAUUGUUUUGGUUCUUGAUCGAGUAUUUCAAAGUUUGUAUGUUCUUUUUCACUUGUGUUGGUUUGUCUUGUACAUUUCUGAUCUUUCACCCAUUGUGAUAUAUAAUUGUAAUGAAAUUUGUGCUAAUUAAUUUGAGAUUCCUUUCACA